AUGAGGGCUUUUAAUGAAGAAAAAAGCCUACUCCCUUCUAGAUCUACAAUUAGGGAAAGCUCAAAAGAGAGCUUUAUCUCUCGUUUGUCAGAGCAGGUUUUAAUUGGGAUGGAGAACUUUAUUGAAAAAAGGUAUAAGAAGGGUUCAAUGACUUCUUCUUUUUUUGCAUUGGUGAACACAACGAUGGGUGUUGGAAUUCUUGGGCUUCCUUGGGCAUAUAGUAAAAAUGGACUAUUGCAGGGAAUUGCUAUGACGGUCAUAUCUGGCAUGUUUUCAACACUUGCAUGCAUUCUUCUUUCUGAAAUAUCGCUUAAUGAGGAUCCAAAAGGUACAAUGAUGCCUGUAACAUACUAUUCAAUUGCAGAGAAGACUUUUCCAAAGCUUAAAUCUUUAAUCGACACAUCUAUUCUAAUUAUGUCGCUUGGAUCAUGCAUUACUUACCUAAUGGUUGUUGUAGCUGUAUUACAGACCUUAUUUGGAGGUUUUCUUUCUCCAUAUUUAUCAGAGUCUAAUAUAAGAACUGCAAUUCUAUUAUUUGUCGUGAUUUUUAUUAUUGGCCCAGCCAGUUAUCCUACAACUCUUGCUGAACUUACAAUCAUUAACUGGAUUGCCGUAUUUUCUUCGCUCUAUGUUGCAGCAGUUGUAAUUUUCAGUUUCCUAAUUGGUCUUCCCGAAGUUUCAUCAAUGCUUGAAAAGGUUGAACUAAUUUCAACCAGGAGACCAAUAUUUAUGCUACAGACAUUCCCAAUAUUUGUAUUUUCUUUCACAUGCCACCAUAACUUCCUGAAUGUUGCGAAUGAACUUGCAGACAAAACAUUGUACAAAUUAAUUUUUUCAUCGGUUAUAUCACUUGGCUUCUGUACUUUAAUUUACAUCCUUAUGGGCUCCUCAGGUUACAUGUUAUUUGGAAACACUUUAAGAUCCUCAGAUAUUCUCAGUAUGUUUGACACUCAAUCUUUGACAAUAGUUAUUGCUAAAAUUGUAUUGGUUUCAUCAUUAGUAUUCUCAUUCCCGGUGUCUUGCCACUCAUUCAGAAAAUCUCUUGCCGUAAUAAUUAAGAAUGGAGAAGAUGCAGAGAGUUCAUCAGCAAAAGACCGUCAUUUGCUUAGAACACUCACCUUUAUUUUCCUAUUUAUCUGUACAAUUGUCACAUAUUUUGUUUCAGACCUUGGACUUACAUAUGAAUUUGUUGGAUUAUUCUGUUCUAAUACCGUAUGUUAUUUCCUCCCGGCUGUUCUCCAUCUCAAGCUAUUCUCGGGAUCUUCUUGGAACAUCUCAAAGGUAAUGGCAGUGGUCCUUCUAAUUUUCUCUAUAUUAGUUUACCCCUUAUGUUUCUCAGCAAUAAUAUAUACCCACUUUUUCUCAGAUCACUGA
Molecule: messenger RNA, 1374 nt
Organism: Cryptosporidium ubiquitum
Lineage: Eukaryota; Apicomplexa; Conoidasida; Eucoccidiorida; Cryptosporidiidae
Product: transmembrane domain-containing protein
Exons: 1
Coding region: 1-1374 (457 amino acids)
Biological process (GO): amino acid transmembrane transport
Molecular function (GO): amino acid transmembrane transporter activity
Source: RefSeq, a predicted model, not a curated record